This is a messenger RNA of Emiliania huxleyi CCMP1516, 993 nucleotides long. RefSeq lists its product as hypothetical. The coding region runs from base 1 to 993 and encodes 330 amino acids. Lineage: Eukaryota; Haptophyta; Isochrysidales; Noelaerhabdaceae. The transcript is spliced from 2 exons. Gene Ontology annotation, molecular function: sulfuric ester hydrolase activity. The record is from RefSeq and is a predicted model, not a curated record.
AUGGCGGGGCCGACGCUAGAGCCCGUGCAACUCUCCAUUCUUCACAUCGUCUUGGAGGACUUCUCGCCCCUCGCUUCGCCGCUCUUCGCUGCGCCGAGUGCACCGCUUCCACCGGCAGGCGCAGCUGCAUCCGCCACGGAUGCACUGGCUGCCUCCGACCCGCACACGCCAAACCUCCAGCGUCUCGCUGCACGCGGUGUGCUGUUUCGCCGUGCCUACUGCCAGUCGCCCAUCUGCAACCCUAGCCGCUCGUCGUUUAUGACUGGUCGCCGCCCGUCGACGACACGGGUGCUCACCAACGAGGACGCGUUCAGGACAACAGUCCCCGCAGGGAUCCCCACACUCGUCGACUUUCUGCGCGGUGCCGCACCGGAGGCAUCCAUCGCGUGCGCGAGCGGCUCGAAGCUCUUCCACAUCGCAUGCGACCACGAUGCCAUGGGUUUUGACGCGGCGCCGGUGACACUGCCAGCCGACUUGCCCACUGCAGUAUCUGAAGCCGCCGCCUUUGUGCUGAGGCCUGCGGGCGCGUACAGCGCUGACAAUUACCGGGCACGCGUAGCCAUCGCGCGGUUGGUGAGCUAUGCGCGUGCGAGCCGGCGAUUCUACCUUGGAGUAGGACUUGUGGAAACGCACGUGACGCCGCGACCACGUGUGCGGGUGUGCCACGAGGAGGUGGUGCCCAUCAUCAGGAAGGCAGCGCAUGCGCCCGCAGGACGAUGGACCGAGCACCUCCCACCACUCGUGACGUGGACCAACUACGACUUCUGGCAGGCGGCCACGGCCGAUGAGCAGCGGCGAGCCAUCGGUACGUACUACGCGUGCGCCUCGCACGUCGACGGUACGGUGGGCGCUCUGCUUGGGGCGCUUGAGGUGCUCAACCUCACGCGCCGCACCGCAGUUGUUUUACACGGCGAUCAUGGCUUCUCUUUGGGGGGGCACGGCCGAUGGAGCAAGUACAAUCUGUACGACGAGACGGCCGAGCGCCGGCGGUGA